This is a messenger RNA of Peromyscus californicus insignis, 1851 nucleotides long. RefSeq names its product small integral membrane protein 14 (gene Smim14). Gene Ontology annotation, cellular component: endoplasmic reticulum. The record is from RefSeq and is a predicted model, not a curated record. The coding region runs from base 169 to 468 and encodes 99 amino acids. The transcript is spliced from 5 exons. Lineage: Eukaryota; Metazoa; Chordata; Mammalia; Rodentia; Cricetidae.
AGUGACGUGGUCUGUGGAAUCCAAACAGAGGGGGAGGAGGAGGAGGCCGGCGGCCAGCAGCAGCAGCGGCAGCGACAGCGGCGUCCGGAACGCUCCCGGCUGCCACCCUCCCCGCCCGCCGCUUGUUUGGGCGGAUUUCACUAGUUGAGUAAGAUCAAGCGGGUAGCCAUGGCUGAAGGUGGAUUUGACCCCUGUGAGUGUGUCUGCUCUCAUGAACAUGCGAUGAGAAGACUGAUCAACCUGCUUCGGCAGUCCCAGUCCUACUGCACCGACACAGAGUGCCUCCGGGAGUUGCCGGGACCCUCCAGUGACAACGGCGUCAGCAUCACUGUGAUCCUGAUGGCCUGGAUGGUGAUUGCAGUGCUCCUGUUCUUACUGAGACCUCCUAAUCUGAGAGGCUCCAGCCUCCCCGGAAAGCCCUCCAGCCCUCACAGCGGUCAGGACCCACCCGCUCCUCCUGUGGACUAACGUGGAUGUGGGAAGCAGAGUGUUAAAGGCUGUGACGACGACCAAAUGACUGAAGAUGACCAGAGUACUCUUAACUGUUUUUCCUUUUCCAUCUGCAAUUCGGGAUGGUAUUAUUUUCAUGAGCUUCUAGAAAUUUCACUUGCAAACUGACUUUUGCUUCCUGUGUUGCCACAGUUCUUAUUUACAGUAUACCUGAGUAAAUGAUUCUAUUGGAAAGUUCACAGGACUUCGUUGGUUGGCCUAAGCUUAAACAUUCCACUUGUUGUCCCUGGAACCGUGAUCAUAAUGUCUGUGGUGGUUUCUGGCCCAAUUGAAGGAAAGUUGAGAUUUCUGCAUUUACGUGUUUUAAGUGAUUUUAAUAGAUUUUCAUUUUUUUCUUAAGGUAUUUAUUUGGGGUUAUCUGGUAUGAAUGACCGAACCACACUGUAUUUACUUUACCUUGGCAGUUUUCUGUAGUUCCUGGGGCCGUGAAGCUUUUAGAAUAGUUUCCUUACACCCUCCAGCUGAGAUCUGUGGUACAGCUGACUUAUGUGGCUAGAGUAGGAAAAGUGAGCUGGUUGUUUACUGAUUCUUUUUUUAAUUCCCAGUAAAAGUUUCUGAUGUUAAGAAUACUUUAAAUAAACAUGAUUGAUUACUCUAACGGUUGGUUUAGAAUCCGUUGUGUGUCCUUGACAGCCACUGUCUGCUAGCCUUCCACGCUCAUGAAAGGAAGAGCUGAGUCUCUGCCUCUGUCGGUAUACUCCAGCCCGUGCUAACAUGGGCUAGAUGUAUUGGCCUGUUUUUUUAAGUGAAUGCCUCUCAGCAAGCUUCUCUUCCAUUCCAACACUUGCCUGUUAAAAUGAAAUCAUCUUACAUCUGUGUGAGGCUUGACAUUCUAAUGCCUAUUUACUUAUUUUCACACUUUUUUUAUUUGAAAAAAAUUUUUGAGUCUAUUGUUGCCCUUCUGACUUAGGAAGAAAAAAAAGCCUUUAAUAUGAGGUCUUAGUUUAUUCCCAGGGAAAGGAGGGAAAUGGCAAACAAUAUUUUUCUCACCUCUCGGCUCGAGUCUGUUUAGUAAUGGGAUGUGGAUGUAUUGGAGUGGGAAGGAGCAUCAGAAAUUGAGAUUUCAAAAUGUACUUAAAAACUAAGAGGUUGCAUUGUUCUCGGUUCAAAAAGCAGUGAAUACAAAUGGCAUUUAAACAUACAUGGAUGGCCUGGAAUUUUUUUCUAGGAAGUAGCUGCAGAUGAUUUGUUGGGGCCAAAAUGUAUUUUGCUAUCAAUGUAAAGAUUUCCUUCCCAGGUCAGUCUAGGCUGUCACUGUACAAAUCUGAGAAACUGUUUGUGUGAACUAAAUAAACUUGUCCAUCAUUGGGCCAUUGACAGGCCUCUGGCCUGGCUCUGUGA